Molecule: messenger RNA, 11284 nt
Organism: Phasianus colchicus (ring-necked pheasant)
Lineage: Eukaryota; Metazoa; Chordata; Aves; Galliformes; Phasianidae
Gene: UBR1
Product: ubiquitin protein ligase E3 component n-recognin 1
Biological process (GO): ubiquitin-dependent protein catabolic process via the N-end rule pathway; protein ubiquitination
Cellular component (GO): ubiquitin ligase complex; cytoplasm
Molecular function (GO): ubiquitin protein ligase activity; zinc ion binding
Source: RefSeq, a predicted model, not a curated record
CCGGGCCGCCUGUUCGCGCGGGCCGCCGCCGUCGUGUCGGGAGUCGCGGUCGCUCGUGUCGAUGCUGACGCGCGAGGAGAGCCCGUCAAAACUCACUGCGUUUGCGGCCCGGGCUUGCCCCUUGUACGCCAGCACUGCACCAGCGGUCGGCCAAAAGGGGCGACUGCAAACCUGCGGUGCGUUCAAUGAAGACCUGCGCUGACGAACAGCUCUGAGCGCGCCCCCAGCCAGACACGCUGAGGGAAACUUACUGACGAUGCCUGAAGGCGCACCUGCAGGUUUUCUCUGCAGGUCAGGGACAGGCGGCGCGCGAGCCCCUCACAGCGCCCCUCGGCCAGGCCGAGGCAGCAGCAUCUCCUCGCCCCAGGCUCCCACCUGCCUCCACAGAGCGGGACGCUCGCACCGCCGCCCUAGGGCGGGACACAAAUACAGACACACACACGGACGCACGCCUCCGCCUACAGCGGCUGAGAGCCACCGCGCAUGCGCAGGGAGAGGGCGGCGCCUGCGCGCUUCAGCCGUGCCGCCGCUGGGGCGGGCCGUGGAGGCGGCGCAGCGCGGCGGCCCGGUGGCCGUGGGAGCUUCUUCCGGGCGGUGGCGGCGGCGGCCGCCUCUCUCGCUCUCAAAAUGGCGGACGGAGGCAGCAGAGGGUCCGGAGCGGCGGCAACGAGAGCGGCGGGGGGCCGGGUCCCCGCGCAGCCUCAGGAGCGGGCUAUGUGGUGUGAUGAAAGAUUCGACUUCCAAGCUACGUUUUUACAGUGCUUGGCAAAACAUGUGCCAAAUAUUUACUCAGCUGAGAUGGACCCCUUGCUGGAGAAACAAGAAGAAAUGGUCCAGGCAGCAAUAUUUUACCCCCUGGAAUGUUAUUUAUUUGGGGAAGACCCAGAUACAUUUCUAGAGAAGCUACAGCAGAGCGGAAUCUCCCAGCUCUGUGGAAAGGUGUUCAAAGGAGGGGAGACAACAUAUUCUUGCAGAGACUGUGCAGUUGAUCCAACCUGUGUACUCUGUAUGGACUGCUUCCAGAAUAGCAUCCAUAGGAAUCACCGGUACAAGAUGCAUAGCUCCACUGGAGGUGGAUUUUGUGACUGUGGGGAUACAGAGGCAUGGAAGGCUGGACCAGUGUGUACUAAACAUGAGCCUGGAGCAUCAGGUUCUCCAAAAGAAAGUUCUGAAUGUCAGUUAAAUGAAGAAGUUAUGGAGCACUCUAGGAGGGUAUUUCCCUCCGUGGUAAAAUACAUUGUAGAUAUGCUUAUAUGGGAAGAAGAGAAGGAGCUGCCUCCGGAGCUCACAAUUAGUAGGGAGAAGGUUGACAGCUACUACUGCGUCCUUUUCAAUGAUGAACAUCAUUCUUAUGAUCACGUCAUCUAUAGCCUGCAAAGGGCGCUUGGCUGUGAACUUGGUGAAGCCCAGUUGCACACUACUGCUAUAGAUAAAGAGGGUCGGAGAGCUGUUAAGGCAGGACAUUAUGCUUCUUGUCAGGAAGCAAAGGAAGAAAUCAAGAGGCAUUCUGAAAAUGUUUCACAACGACCACUUCACGUGGAAGUUCUGCAUGCUGAUGUCAUGGCUCACCAGAAGUUUGCCUUGCGCCUUGGUUCUUGGCUGAACAAACUCAUGAGCUAUUCAAGUGACUUUCGCAAGAUCUUCUGUCAAAUAUGUCUAAAAGAUGAUACUGGAUCUGAAAAGCCAUGCUUCAUAAGCCAGUUAAUGCUUUGGGAUGCAAAACUUCAUAAAGGAGCAAGGAAGGUUCUUCAUGAGCUUAUCUUCAGUAGUUUUUUCAUGGAAAUGGAUUACAAAAAACAUUUUGCUGUGGAAUUUGUAAAGUAUUACAAGACAUUGCAAAAAGAAUACAUCAGUGAUGAUCAUGACAGAGUUCUUUCUGUGACAGCGCUCUCAGUUCAGAUAUUCACUGUACCUACUCUGGCUCGCCACCUUAUCGAAGAGCAAAAUGUAAUCACUACCAUUACAGAGACACUCCUGGAAGUCCUUCCAGAGUAUCUAGACAAAAAUGACAAGUUCAACUUCCAAGGUUACAGCCAGGAUAAACUGAAUAGGGUAUAUGCAGUAAUAUAUGACCUCAGGUAUGUUUUAAUCAGCAAGCCUACAGUAUGGACAAACCGUCUGAGGGAGCGCUUUUUAGAAGGAUUUGUUUCUUUCCUAAGGAUUUUAACUUGCAUGCAGGGAAUGGAAGAGAUAAAAAGACAGAUUGGUCAGCACAUUGAGGUGGAUCCUGACUGGGAAGCAGCCAUUGCUAUACAGAUGCAGCUAAAGAACAUACUCUUGAUGUUCCAAGAGUGGUGUGCCUGUGACGAGGAGCUGUUGCUGAGGGCCUACAAAGAAUGUCAUAAAGCUGUGAUGAGGUGCAGCACAAACGGCCGCUCACGGGAAAAGACAGUGUUUCACUUAUGUGGCCAUACUUUGGAGAGUAGACCUUACAGAGUGUCUUCAGAUCCUGUCAGCAUACAUUUACCACUUUCUAGGACUCUGGCAGGUCUUCAUGUACAGUUAAGCAAGACUGGAACCAUCUCAAGAUUGCAUGAGUUUGUUUCUCCUGAAGAAUUUCAAGUGGAGCUGCUAGUAGAAUAUCCUUUGCGGUGUCUUGUUUUGGUUGCUCAGGUUGCUGCGGAGAUGUGGAGAAGGAAUGGUCUCUCCUUGAUAAGUCAGGUAUUCUAUUAUCAAGAUGUUAAGUGCAGAGAAGAGAUGUAUGAUAAAGACAUCAUCAUGCUCCAGAUUGGUGCAUCUCUUAUGGAUCCGAACCAAUUCCUAUUGCUCUUGCUCCAGAGAUAUGAGCUUGCUGAUGCUUUCAGAAAGAUCAAGCUCACCAAAGAUCAGGAUUUGAUCAAACAAUGUAACGUACUAAUAGAAGAAAUGUUACAGAUUAUCAUCUAUGUUGUGGGAGAAAGAUAUGUGCCUGGUGUGAGUAAUGUGACAAAGGAGGAUGUUAUCAUGAGAGAAAUCAUCCAUCUACUGUGUAUUGAGCCAAUGGCUCACAGUGCAAUUACCAAAUCCUUGCCUGAAAAUGAGAACAAUGAAACUGGCUUGGAGAAUGUAAUUGAUAAAGUAGCAACAUUUAAGAAACCAGGUGUGUCUGGACAUGGAGUUUAUGAACUGAAAGAUGAAUGCUUGAAAGAAUUCAAUAUGUUCUUUUAUCAUUAUACUAAGACCCAGCAUAGCAAGGCAGAACACACACAGAAGAAAAGAAGAAAACAGGAAAACAGAGAUGAAGCAUUGCCACCACCGCCUCCUCCAGACUUCUGUCCUGCAUUCAGUAAUGUGGUGAGGAUUUUGAACUGUGAUGUAAUGAUGCACAUACUGCGAACCAUCCUUCAGAGAGCAGUAGAACUGGAAACACACUUGUGGACUGAAGCUAUGAUUCAAAUGGUGCUCCAUCUCCUUUCUUUAGGGUUAUUAGAAGAGAAGCAGCAGUUACAGAAGUCUCCAGAAGAAGAAGUAACAUUUGAUUUUUAUCACAAAGCAACAAGAAUGGGAAGCUCAGCCCUGAAUGCUGUAAAUGUAUUAAUGCUUCUGGAAAAAUUAAAAAGAGUUCCUCAGUUGGAGGCACAGAAGGACACAGUCAUUUGGAUACUGCAGAUGUUUGACACAGUGAAAAGAAUGAGAGAAAAAUCUAGUUUGACAGCAGUAGUGGCUCCGUCAGGCUCAGAAACUGCAAAAGGUGAUGAGACACAGAGCACUCAAGAUAAAGAGAAAGCUGAGCGAAAGAGAAAGGCAGAAGCAGCUAGGUUGCAUCGUCAGAAGAUCAUGGCUCAGAUGUCUGCUUUGCAGAGGAAUUUCAUUGAAACCCACAAACUCCUUUAUGAAAACACGUUGGAGGCACAGGGGAAAGAAGAUGCUAUUAUGGAAGAAGAAAGCAUGUCUUCAGGAAUUGAUUACUCCAGAAUUGCUUUGGGUCCCAAACGAGGUCCAUCCAUUGCUGAGAAGGAAGUUCUGACCUGUAUUCUUUGUCAGGAGGAGCAAGAAGUAAAGCUGGAAAGUGCUGCUAUGGUAUUAUCUGCUUGUGUCCAGAAAUCAACUGCCUUAACUCAGAAUAGGAGCAGAAUUCUUGAACUCUCAGGGGAUACAGUAGAUCCUCUGUUCAUGCAUCCUGACUUACCAUGUGGAACCCACACAGGAAGCUGUGGCCAUGUGAUGCAUGCAGCCUGCUGGCAGAAGUACUUUGAAGCCAUGCAGCUGAACUUCCGACAACGCCUGCACGUUGAACAGAUAUUUGACUUAGAGAAUGGAGAGUAUCUUUGUCCACUUUGCAAAUCUUUGUGCAAUACUGUGAUUCCCAUUGUUCCAUUGCAGGCUCAAAAAAUAAACAGUGAGGAUGCAGAGGCAGUAGCUCAAAUUCUCUCCCUGGCUAGGUGGCUGGAAACCAUCAUAGUCAGGAUAUCAGGCUACAGUGUGAAAAAUGCGAAAGGAGAUCAACAAAAUGCUCCAGCUUUUGUCAGCAAGGGAUUGGGGAACUCUGCUUUGGAAUUCCAUUCUAUCCUUAGUUUUGGAGUUCAAUCCUCGGCCAAAUACUCAAGCAGCAUCAAGGAGAUGCUUAUUCUGUUUGCAACCACCAUUUAUAGAGUUGGACUAAAAGUUGCUCCAAAUGAAGCUGAUUAUCGGAUUCCUAUGAUGACCUGGAGCACGUGUGCUUUUACCAUCCAAUGUAUAGAAAACCUCUUGGAAACAGAGGGGAAGCCUUUAUUUGGAUCUCUACAAAAUAGACAGCACAGUGGCCUUAAAGCAUUAGUGCAGUUUGCAGCUGCUCAGAGAACAACAUCACCACAGGUCCUGAUUCAGAAACAUCUGGUUCGUCUUCUAGGAGUUCUUCUACCAAACUUUAAAACAGAAGACACUCCAUCCCUCUUAGAAGUAGAUAUGUUCCACGUUUUGGUGGGAGUUGUGUUAUCAUUUCCAUCUUUAUAUUGGGAGGAUGCUGUAGACUUGCAACCUUCAUCAAUUAGUUCGGCCUAUAACCACCUCUACCUCUUCCAUCUGACAACACUAGCACACAUGACACAAAUUGUUAUCUCUUCAGCAACAGAAUCCCCUACUGCUCGAUCAUAUGACAACAGUGAGGAGGCAUGCUCUGCGCAGGCUUUCUGUAGAGAAGUUUGUCAGUACACCAGUGGUUGCUUUAGUCAGGAUAUUCCAGGCUGGCUUGUGUGGGAUUGUGUUAAGAGAGGCAUCAUGCCUUAUCUUCGUUGUGCUGCUUUAUUUUUUCAUUAUUUGCUGGGAGUUUCUCCACCCGAGGAGCUACUACAAGUUUCUGAAGAAGGGCAGUUCAAGGCACUUUGUAGUUACCUCUCUCUACCCACCAAUUUAUUCCUGCUCUUCCAGGAGUACUGGGACACUGUAAAUCCGCUCCUUCAAAGGUGGUGCACUGAUCCAGUGGUGCUAAGUUGCUUGAAGGGCAAGAGCACUGCAAUAAGGUAUCCUCGGAAAAGAAAUAGUUUAAUAGAGCUUCCUGAAGAUUAUAGCUGCCUUCUGAACCAAGCAUCGCAGUUUAGAUGCCCACGGUCUUCUGAUGAUGAACAGAAACAUCCAGUAUUAUGUUUAUUUUGUGGGGCUAUGUUGUGUUCCCAGAAUACUUGCUGUCAGGAACUUGUGAAUGGAGAGGAGUUGGGAGCCUGUACUUCUCAUGCUCUCCAGUGUGGAGCUGGAGUCUGUAUGUUUCUCAAAAUCAGGGAAUGCAAAGUUGUCCUCAUAGAAGGUAAAACCAGGGGCUGCUUAUAUCCUGCUCCAUACUUGGAUGAAUAUGGAGAAACAGAUCCAGGUCUGAAAAGAGGCAAUCCUCUGCACUUAUGUCGGGAGCGUUACCGGAAGCUGCAUCUGCUAUGGCAGCAACACUGCAUCAUAGAGGAAAUUGCCAGGAGUCAAGAAACCAAUCAGAUCUUCUUUGGGUUCAAUUGGCAGCUGCUCUGAGUCUCUUUGUUUUAGUGAAAUCUUUUACAUUUGGCAGUGCUUUGGAAAUGGAAAGGGGAGUGGCAGCAAAUGUUCUAAAGUGGGUUCUGUAGUUCAGAUGCAAUUGAUGGAUUCUCGAGGUUGGAUGUAGUGCUAAUACAGUGAAACAGAAUUUCAUGUCAAUUGUCUUGCUUUGUUUUAUUUCUCAAAAGGAAAACUACCUUGUAUAAUUAUUACUGAACCUUCACAUCCAGAAAUAUUUCCACUUUUUUUUUUUUAAAGCUGCCGUCGUCUCACAUGUUUGACAAGGACAGCUUUCCAAAUCCUGUGCUUUAGGGCACAUAUAUUUGUCUCUUCCUUGCCUUGAGAAUAUACUUAACUGGUGUUGCUAAGUAAAAAAUAACUUUAUUUUCUUUCUUUUCCCAGGUUUAGUGUGACUUUUAAAUCUGUUGAGAUCUGUGGGUUGGUAGUGGUACCAAGCCGGUAGUAAUCUGUAGUAACAGAAACAGCAAACAUUAAGUUGUAUGAAAAAAGUCUGCAUUCUGCUAUAUCCUGGAAUUUAAUGAAGAGUUUUUAUCAAUAAACUCUUUAAAGGAGAAAUAUGCAUAGAAAGUGGAAUUACCAUCUUGUUUGUUGCAUUAAAAAAAAUAGUCUGUGCUUUUCGCACUGCCAGAACCGCACUUUAUCUAAUGAAUUUGUCCUCUAUUAAUGCUGUAUAUCCUGAGAGGUCUAGGACUACAGCAUUUGGUUAGGUUUUGGUUAGUUUUACUUCUUUCAGUUUUUUUACAUGAAUUUUUUCUUGAAAGCCAAACAGGAAGAUAACUGCUGUAGUAUAUCUCUGCAAGUUACAUAGGAGCCUGAGACUUCAAAGUAGACUACCUUCAACACUAUCACUGGACUGAAAUCAAGGCCCUAAAUUCCAGUCAGCCUUGGAAUUAGAAAUAAAUUUCUUUGCCCGUGUUUGGGAAACUUUCCACUCUUCAUCCUCUGUCAUAAUUGUUUGGAGCCCUGCCUGCAAAAAUGAAAGCGUGUUUUGGGGGUUGCGUUCAGCACUAGGAGCAGAAAAGUGAAAGAAGAUAAGUAUGUCUCUCUGCCCUUCAGUAGUUAAUGAUACAUUGUGAUUGAGCUCUCUCUUAAGGCUAUAAGAUUGUGCUUCAGUUCUAAAUGUCUUUUUUGUUUUGUUUUCCAAAUUACAACUAUAACAUACAUGAGAGAUUUUGUUAUGUAAUGGGUAAAAAUGCUUUCCAAGGAAAUCACAUUGGUGUCAAAGCUGGAAGUUUUCAGUAUUCUUAAUUUCCCCUCCCUUUGCUAUUUGGAUUUUUUAAUGUCAUUUUAAUAAGGCUCACAAGGGAAAGUUUUCAAAAUAAUAUCUGAGAAUGUUUUUUUCUAUUGUUUCCUUUAACUUUUUUUUACUGUUUUAUGACAUGUAGUAGAAUCUCAGAUAAUGAUUUAGAUAUAAAUAGAGCUGUUCUCCUAGUUUCUUAAAGCUUUUAGAGUACAUGAGUCCACUGAACAGCACCAUAAUUCAUCUAAAAGUGGAGUACAGGUAGACUUGAGUAUUAUGAUUUGCAAUUCUUUUUUUCUCUUCAAGAACUUUUGCAAUAAUCCUUCCCUGGUGAUAUAAACAGCUGGCUUUGGAAUGUUUUCUAGGCCUUUUUUUCUUGCAGUUAUGACUAUUGUCCUUAUCUUGAUUCUUGCAGAUUUUAAACCUGAAUAUACAACCCUUGAAAGCCAACCAUAAUUCUAUUAGUCUUAUCUAAAAUGUAUUUGAAACGUGUAAAGAAUUUAGAAGAGGAGUUGUGAUGAAAGCUUGCAUUCACUGGAGCUAUCUAAGGACAUUGAAACACUUCUUACCAAGAAAAACAUGAAUUCAGACUAGGAAAUUGUGGCUUAUUGAUACCAAAACUGUAUUAUUUUUUUUUUUGCUCAGAGUUUUACCUUUUCAUUUAUCAGAAACUUUCAGUUACCUUGCACUUCAGUGAUAACUUCUGUUAUCAACGAUGAGGUGAAAACACUUAUAUUUUCUGUCUGAACUGUAAUAUAUUUAUAAGGACAGCAGCUGGUUUGAAUAGGUGAGCUCUUGUUUGAAGUUCUAGAAAUACGUUUGUAGCUGGAAAAAUGAGAGAGAAAGAGAAGGGGCAAAGUUGAAUCUCCAUGUAUGUUUGCACAUACUACUUAGCAAAUGGGCUCCCAUAUCAUUCACUGACUGGUGUGUCAUCUUUCAUUUCAUAAAUUACUAUGCAGUUUUGUUCACUGUGAGUAUGAUCUGUAUUUAGUGAUCACAAAAUGCUUAUGCCACCAAUUUUCAUUCCAUCCAGGCUGACAGAAGAAAUUUGAUAAUGCACAUAUUGGUUUCUUUAAUUGCAAAAAUGUAAAUUUGAAACUUGUAUAAUGUUCUUGUGCUUUUGAAAUAAAAUAUCUUGUAUAUGUAUAUUUAAAAAAGGAAAUAAAGUAACUUCUCAUAGUUUAUUCCACUUUUAUUUGAAGGCACUUUCACACUUCGCAGCUGAUUUUUUGCAAGAGUAUUACAGAAGGUCUGACAACAUGGAAAAAAGGGAAGAAUUAUUAAACAGUGGUAAACUGUGAUCCACAUAAUCAUUGUUCCAGUGAGUGAGUACUGGUGGCACAGUUUUCCUUAUUUAAAUAAACAUUCCACUUGAAACUUAUCCUAAUAUUUUAAAGAUGCAAACUUCUGCAGUGUUUAUCUCAAUUUUUAAAAGAAGUUGUAAGCAUAUAGGGUAAUAAUCAAAGGUCUUUUAACUGAUUGGUUGAGUGAUUCUGGUUUUAUAGCUCUCAAAGUAGAACUUGUCACGUUGCCUGUCAGAUACUGAACCUCUUGAAUGUAGAAGCUUGUGUUUUGUCUGAUGUUCUGUGUGAUACAUAUGGAAAACAAAUUUGUUCCAGAGUUGAGCAAACAGACAAGAAAUAUCUUAUGUAUGAAGAAGCAAGAAGUACUGACUAAUUGUCUAUCCCACAAGCUCAUGGCUGUCACCACUUUCUCACUGCUUUGUUGUAACUUCAGAUGCCAUUAAGCUUAUUGAGUUUGAGUUAAUGGCAUUACUCUCUGCGUAUAUUCUUAAUACAUCAAUUUUUUUUAAGAAAUAAUUCCUGAAAAGCUCAAAGGUGGGUUGAUUUAACAUCUAGAAAAAGUGUUCUGUAAAACAGUAAGUCCCCCUUUUUUUUUUUUAAGAAAAAAAGGAAAAAAAAGAAGCCACAGCACUGUGUCUAAGAGAUUCUAAGAAUCUCAAGGUGCAGUGUAGAAAAUAAUACGGGGGGAUGAUUAUGGCCAUGAUAUGUUUUCUUCAAAGAUGAAAAUUGUUUCAUUUCUGUGACACAGUCUUGUAUUUUUUUUUAUCUAUGUUUUGCAGAUGGAGGCUAAGUUUAUUUGAUAUAGAAAACAAAUGAAAAACGAAUACUGACUGCUCUGCAAGUCUCUAAAAUCCAAUUAGUCCUUGUCGUAGCUCCGUUUCUGCAAGCUUACAUUGUGCGGUUGAAAGUGUAGAUUAAAGAGGAGCUGUUGAAGAAAUGCACUUGAGAGAGAGACCUGAAAUUACAUGCAUUGCUUCUUGCAAUGAUGAUUGAGGUGUGAGACCAGGUAUGAAGUUAAACAUGAAACACUGAAAGUUGAGCCUGAGCUUUCUUAUUUUUGUGUUGCUUGUUCAUGAGGUCACUGUCAAGAAACAGGACUGUAGUUUAAGCAAUUUAACUGUAGGCUGUCCUAGACUGACCUAGGAAAUUUCUAGGCUUCAUGCUUGAAUGAAUGGACCUGCACACCAUGCAAAGCAGGGACUGGCACUGUGGGUUUAAUGGCCAUCUUAAGCCCUUUGUUUAUCUGGGGAACUGUGGCAGGGAUUUUUCUGCAAACUGCAGAAUGUCUCCUCGCAGUACCUGGAUUGUAAUACUAGCUUCUUUAGGUAAAGGUAGUUAAGUGCAGUCUAGGACUUGGAGAGAGGCCAUUCUGAUGCAUCUUGGAGUUUCUGCUUGAAGGUUUUGCAAAACAUAACCGUGGCAGCUUGAGAAAUAAUCUACCUAAGAUGAUAAAAAUGUUCCAGGUUUCUUUUGUCUGUUUUUUUAUUCUAUGAAUUAUGCUGCAAUUAAAAAUGGCAAAACCAAUGUGCUUUAGGAUUGUGAUACUGAAAAAUGGUCUAAGAAUAUUUAUUUUCCCAGUUCAGACAUGCACAGAUUAAACUAUGGAGUAGGAGUAUUGUGUGGAGACUAAACUGUUACCACAAUGGGAAACUGGUAAAAUGUGUACCAAAUGAUUUGUCAAGUUUCAAUGUCAUUUGUUGUGUUGGAGGGAACUGUAUGAUCACACACCAGUUAAAUCAGUUUGCGUAGGGGAGGCUUCCAGCUUCUAAGGGAAUACAAAUGAAAUUCUUAAUGUGCAAUGUUCAUAUGUGAUUCAUUAUAUUCUUUAUGAACAGUGUAAAGCAAGUGUCUUCUGUGGUAGUCAGAGUGCUUUAAAGGAAGAGCAUCAUAACUGUAGUUCCUGCAGGAGCCAUUGCAGUCCUUCAGCAGGAACCAAAUAUUAAAAUGUUUCAGUUUUAUGAAGAGCUCCAUAAAAAGAUUUUACAGUUUUAGAUAGAGGUGAAUUCCUUGCUCUGGAAGUUGCUGGAGUUUCUUACACAAAUGUAUUGUUGUUAAUUCAGACUGGAUUAGGCAUUAAUAACAAAUAGGAUAAGAAGUGUCCCACAAAUCGUAUUUAUUUCUGUAUCUGAGCAGAUGCUACGGAUUAUAGGCUUGGCUUGCUAAUGCCAUCUUUGUCUUUAUAAGUUGCAGAGAAUUAAAGAAAGUCUACAGUGCUACCUGAGUUUGUUUUUUUGAUAUAGUGGCAGUAAUUAGUUUAGUUAAUUACACAAGUUAAUUUCACAAGUUUUCACACAGCUGUUUCUGCGUCUUUUCAGCAGUUGUCUGAGAGAAAGAUUGACAAACCAAAUAUUACUUUUUUAUGGUAAAAUGCAUCCUCUUCAUGUGAAAAUGAUCUGUGUGAACUAUAGGAAAAGUGUAGCCAGAUAUUGAUAGCACUGCUCGUCGUGCUGAUGUGGUAUAGCGCUACUUACUGCUUUAAAUUGGUGUCAUUUUACAGAGACACUCGGUCUGGGUGGCCAUUUUGGUUCGCUCUUCUGCUGAACCUGUUUUUCAAAGCAAGUUCCAUGACCAACAGGGACCUCUGCUAGAAAACUGGAAAAAGCUGUUGUAAUUCUGUAAGCUAAAUGAAUGGUCUAGAGAGAUUGUAUGUGGUGCAUGAUGCCAGGUUUCAUCUGCUUCUAAAGUUAAAAAAUUUCCUGAUGGUAAAACACAUUUAUAUAAUACGGAGCAAAAAUCCCCUUAAAAAAUAUAAAUGAGCUUGUGCUCUUAUUCCAUGUCUUAUAACAGUUUUCAUCAAGCUGAA